This is a messenger RNA of Aegilops tauschii subsp. strangulata, 1101 nucleotides long. RefSeq lists its product as uncharacterized. Lineage: Eukaryota; Viridiplantae; Streptophyta; Magnoliopsida; Poales; Poaceae. The record is from RefSeq and is a predicted model, not a curated record.
AUGAAUAUAUUUUGCUGGAACUGUCGUGGUGCGGGUAAAGCUGCGACAGUCCGUGAACUUCGCGAUUUCGCGAGGGAAUUUACCCCUACCCUGCUGUGCGUCGUUGAAACUCAAAUUGAGGGUGCUAGGGUAGAAGCUUUGGCUGGAACAUUGGGUUUUGAUAACUCUUAUGCUCAUCUCGAUGUGUCUGUUGAGGAACAAGAUGCAGAGAAGUGGAGGAUGACGUGCGAAUAUGGUGAUUUUAACGAGGUUUUACGUCCAGAUGAACAUCAAGGAGUUGGUCAGCGUAGCAACGCUCAGAUCCAAGCCUUCAGAGAAGUUCUUGACGUUUGCAUGUUGCUUGAUUUGGGAUACAAAGGCAAUUUUUGGACUUUUGAGAAGAAGGUAACAGGUGGGAGCUAUACGAGGUGUAGACUUGACAGAGCUCUCGCUAACGCGUCAUGGCUGGCCAAGUUCCCGCUGGCUGCAGUCACACACUUGAUGGGGGUAACUUCAGAUCAUGCACUCCUAUUGCUAGAGCUGGAUGCUGGUACACAUGAGCAGAGGUGGAGCCGGGAUACUUUUGGUAGUGUAAGGAAAGAGAUAAAAAAACUCAAACUCAUGCUUGAGGAACUUAAGAACGACCCGGCAAGAACUGGUCCUUCCCAUGUUGAGCUCAAAAUCAAUGAAAAGCUGAUAGAGAUGUACUACAGGGAGGAGAUUAUGUGGAGGCAGAGAGCGAGGGUUGAAUGGUUGUCGGCAGGGGACAAAAACACGAAGUUUUUUCACCUUCGAGCUAGUCUUCAUCGCAAGAAGAAUAUGACCAAAGCACUUCAGAAUUCGCUAGGAGUAGAGAUCUCCGACCCAACAGAGUUAAAGGUUUUGGCUAAUGAUUUUUAUAAAUCCUUAUAUCUAUCUAAAGGGGUCCAAAACAUGGAUGCGGUGCUCAACCAUGUCCCGAGGAAGGUGACAGCCGAGAUGAGCUCCAACCUGUGUGCCCCGUACACCAAAGAGGAGGUGAAGAUCACUCUAUUUCAGAUGUUUCCGACCAAAGCUCCGGGUCAGACGGUUUUCCUGCUCAUUUUUACCAAAAGCACUGGGAGAUUUGUGGGGAUGAAGUGA